Pungitius pungitius (ninespine stickleback) is the source of this 3218-nucleotide messenger RNA. RefSeq names its product kelch domain containing 10 (gene klhdc10). The record is from RefSeq and is a predicted model, not a curated record. The coding region runs from base 160 to 1326 and encodes 388 amino acids. Gene Ontology annotation, molecular function: protein binding. NCBI's taxonomy places the organism in Eukaryota, Metazoa, Chordata, Actinopteri, Perciformes, Gasterosteidae. The transcript has 9 exons. Gene Ontology annotation, biological process: positive regulation of stress-activated MAPK cascade.
AGUGUCUCACUGCCGGGGGCGGGGGGGGGCAGUAACAUUUGUGAAUGGCUUCCUACCGACCGGGAUGUGGAACGAGAUAUAAUGUUUUAUGAGCACUUUAGCAGAUGUUGUUUUUAUUCAAAGUGACGUCCUUCAGGGCUGGAUUGUAACAGGGGGGCGAUGUCGGACACCGAAGGCGCUCGCAGUCCAGACCAGCUGAAUAGAUUCGAGAGACUGACACACAGGCCGCCGCACGGUGAGACGUUAGCAGGUCACCGCACUCCCCCAGCCCGCAGUGGGCACCGCUGUGUUGCGGACAACACUAAUCUGUACGUGUUCGGCGGGUACAACCCUGAUUACGACGAGUCAGGAGGUUCCGAGAAUGAAGACUACCCACUGUUCAGGGAGCUGUGGAGAUACCACUUUGCCACCGGCGGCUGGCAGCAGAUUCGAACGGAGGGCUACAUGCCCACAGAGCUGGCGUCUAUGUCGGCUGUGUUGCACGGCAACAACCUCCUGGUGUUUGGGGGCACCGGGAUUCCCUUUGGCGAGAAUAAUGGCAAUGACGUCCAUGUCUGUAACGUGAAGUAUAAGCGAUGGUCGCUGCUCAACUGUCGGGGGAAGAAGCCCAACAGAAUCUAUGGACAGGCGAUGGUUAUCAUAAAUGGCUUCCUCUACGUGUUUGGAGGGACGACGGGGUACAUCUACAGCACAGACCUGCACAGGCUGGACCUGACCACCAGGGAGUGGAUUCACCUGAAGCCCAACAACCCGCCAGACGACCUGCCCGAGGAGCGGUACAGACAUGAAAUAGCACAUGAUGGACAGAGGAUCUACAUUCUGGGAGGAGGAACGUCCUGGACAUCUUACACUCUGGACAAGAUACACGCUUACAAUCUGGAGACCAACUCCUGGGAGGAGAUAACAACUAAACCGCAUGACAAAAUAGGGUAUCCUGCUCCGAGGAGAUGCCAUAGCUGUGUACAAAUCCGAAAUGAUGUAUUUAUCUGUGGAGGCUACAACGGGGAGUUGAUACUGGCCGAUCUGUGGAAGAUCAACCUGCAGACUUUCCAGUGGAGUAGACUACCAGCUUUGAUGCCGGAGCCGGCCUACUUCCACUGUGCUGCCGUCACCCCAGCCGGCUGCAUGUACAUCCACGGCGGCGUGGUGAACAUCCACGAGAACAAGAGGACGGGCGCUCUGUUUAAGAUCUGGCUGGCCGGGCCCAGCCUGCUGGAGCUCUGCUGGGAGAAGCUGCUCAAAGCCUUUCCCCACCUGACUUCACUCCCCACCAUGCAGCUGCUCAACCUGGGCCUCACACAGGAACUCAUUGAACGGCUGAAAUAGGCCGCACACUGGAGGACGGACACGUGAGCGGAUGGGACAGGCUGGACUGGGAGGAGUUGAGGUCUGACAGCACAGAAUUUCAAUUUGCAGCAACCUUCUCUGGGAAAUGCCCUCUCCCUCCCCUGCCUGACGUAGCCCCGCCUUAAAACCAAAAACAAUGGGAUGCCUCGUUUUCUUUUUUUUCUUUUGCUGUUUCAGUGAAGAUAAAUUAAUUAAAUGUGGAAUGUUUUAUGGAUUUUAUUCAACAGCCCCGCCCUCUUACACGAUGCCUUUGUGUCAAGCUCCCCACUUAUCCUCCAAACUGUGACUGGAAGUACUUCAUUUUGCCAUUGUCAUCUUUCAAGGACAGUCUCAUGUAAAAAAGAAAAAAGAUCUACCUUCUCUACUACCUGUAAGAAAUCUGUGUGAAGGAAGAAUGCAUGUGUAUUUAUUUGGACUACACCCCUCCCUCCCCAAGUAACCUGAAAUUGCUGUUUGCACACUUUUUGUCUUGCAUAUUUGUGAACAUACUUUUUUUAAUAGAUCUUAUCAGUCUAAGACUAAAUAGUGGCAGACAGUAGUUUUGCUAAAGGAUCAUACCAGUGUUUUUGCACAUUAUGGCCAAUUUAAUGCAAAUCUCAAAUCAAAUUUUCCUUUUUUUGUGACCUUCUGGGCAGCUUUUUUUAUUUCAAUUACCCCCUUACGGUAUUUAAAUCAACUUUGAGAGUUGCUUUAAGUCCUUGCAGAGUCAAUCUUAUGGGGAUUUCUGUUUUAUUGUUGAAGUUAUGUUAACUUGCAUUAGUUUGGCAUAAAUUUACACCAUUCUAAUUUGUUUUCAUACUAUAAUGGUAACUAGUUCAUUUUGCCUUGAGGGAAGGAAAAACAUGUUUUUAAGUUUCAGCUCAAGUGUGGUAUGCCUUAAAUGCUCAUGAGUAAUGUUUGUGGAAAAUUAGCGAAAACUUGCAGAAACACUAUAUGCUCUUAAUUAGUGUACGGAGGAUUCAAUGCUGGAUUAUUUUAUGUCUGAGCAUUUCUAUUUCCUGUAUUUUGGGUUACAGCCUAAUCUGGACAAACAGUCAGUAAAUGUUUUAAGGGUGGAUUUCUUCCAAAUGGUUCAGUUAACACGUCAAUUGCUUUCAGCUCUCAUUUGUACACUAAACCAUGCAACACAUCACUGUGAAUAUGGUGCUCUUUAAAAUUAAUUCUAAAUGCUUUUAUUCAAAUAAAGACUUCAUUCUGUUAUGAGAUUUACUCGCACUCUGUUGAUGACACAAUGUUUUGCAAAGGGAGUUGCUUUAGUAGCUGACUAAUACCAACAUUGUUUUUUACUGCAGUGCCUUUUUCAAACUUAACGAGGCGGACAUUUCAUUGAAAGGCAGUAUAAGAUCUUUGCAUAUUUAAACAAAAGGGUUUCUGUUGUAAAUUGUGUUAAGAGAAUAUAGCUAUUUAGACCAGGCCAUUCAACCACUAAGCAUUUUGCUGAAAUAGCCAAUUUAUUUGCCUUUUCAAGGAUGUGGAGUUUGUAUGCGGUUACUGGGCAGGCGGGAGGACAGAAUACAGCAUUUUGGGCCUUUUGAGUAUUAGUAUCCUAAAAUAACUUGUAAAUAUUUAGUGUUUCUUUGUGUGAUUCAUAAAACCAAAGCCAAAUAAUUUAACCUUGGAUAAAGGAAGUCAAAAAUGCUGAAUUAGGGGAGACCCAGGAGUGGAUUUUGCUGUUUGAUCUACCUGCACUUCUUUACAUUGUCCCUUGUUUCUGUUCAACAUUAACUACUUUGUGCAUGACAUCAUUUCCUGCUUUUAAAAUGAACAUUAAACCUUUACAAUGGGACUUAGUUUUAAUGAUUACCACUAAAAUGUUGUACAGUAGGCUUGUGUGAAUGUUGUGUACCGUCAAUAAAAGUAUUCUGUAAAGA